AUAUCUAUUGCAUAAUAUUUAGAUUUGCAUAGAUUUAUGGAUAUCCAUCAGAUGCCUACUAAAUUCUUUGCAAAACUCAAUUUUAAUAAACUUCUUCGAGAAUAAAUGCGCCUUCUAUUCGAGCGCUUAGGUAUCGUAUUCCAUUCUUUCAUAUUUAUCAAUAAGUGCAACCUCAGCAAUCUCGAACCUCGCGAUAGCGAAAACAAUGUAACGUGAUUGAAAUACACAAUGCCAAAAACAGCAACGUUGACUAGAAUACUGCCAUUGGCUAAGUAUCGGGCAGUACGAAACCAGGUGUGAGAGACUAGUCGGUACCAGACUGGAUUGGAGGUGGAAGAAGCAGGCAUAUGGAAGGUAGGGAGCGAAAGUGAGCGCGUCUCCAAGAAUGGGCAAGAAGGAUCGGACUAGCGCGAAACGGUGACAGAAAGUUGCACAGUGGGCGACGACGAGAUCCGUACCGGCGAAUCGCUGCCCAUCGGUCUUCCUUGGAUCGUGAAAAGUGCGGAAAUUGCGCGCGCGGGAACGUGCCGCCAUCAGCUGCAGAAAAAAAAUGCGAUGAUGAGGUGCAUCGUGGCAUUGCUGGUACCAGUUCGCUAGCGCGCACAGGAAAAGACAUUGCGAAAGAGAGAAAGAGAGGGAGAGACGCGUGCCGCGUUACGAUCGUGCUGAUGCGAUGCAAGCCAGUGAUUCUCACCUAGCAGCAUGAGAUAGUGAUGGAACAAGGUUACUCCUGCGCGCUCCUCGAUGUGCAUUCAGUGAGCGUGAAGCUGCGGUGACGUAAACAUUCGCACGAGCCGUCAUUCUCCGUAAAUAAAACGUAUAGUAUUCGAAGUAGCGCGGUGGCAGGAUGACGAGGAAGCUGAGCAAGUUCUUGAUACUUUUCGAUAACACAAAUCUACUGUAUUUCCCGGGCCACUUCUUGUCCGGUCGAGUUCUCAUAGAGUUGGACGAUGAAGCCUAUGUCUCAGGACUACAUUUCCAUGUUGUGGGGGAAGGAGUAGUUCGGGUGCGCAGUCAACGUGCCGAGAGAGUUUACGACAAAGAGAAUUACAUCGAUUUUCGCAUGCGACUGCUGGGCGAACCAGGCGAAGGGCCGUCAUUGCUAUCUCCGGGGAUACACAGCUUUCCCUUCAAAUUGGGUUUGCCGCUGGGCCUACCCUCGACUUUCCUCGGAAAGCACGGAUGGGUGCAAUAUUAUUGUAAAGCGGCUCUCCGCGAGCCAGGUGGGCUCACGCAUAAAAAUCAACAGGUCUUCAUCGUCAUGAACCCGAUCGACUUGAAUCUGGAACCUCCGAUAUUAGCGCAACCUGCGCGACAAGAGAUCGAACAGCGUGUGGGUGUCUCUUGCGUGUCGGGUGGUCCCGUCUUCUGCAGGGUGAGUCUGGAUCGGGGUGGAUACGUGCCUGGGGAAACGAUCGGCAUUUCCGCGACCGUCAGCAAUCGCAGUAAGGUAACUAUGAAAUCGACCAAGGCGUCACUCACCGAAACGAUACAAUAUUUAUGUCGCGGUAAAGUGCUGGCCAGCGAGACUCGGGAGUUGGCUAGUGUCUCGAGGGGAAAAAUUCGGCCGGGCGAAGGCGAGGAAUGGCUGAAUGAACAAAUGUACGUCCCUCCUCUGCCACCGACGAAUCUGAGAGGGUGUCAUCUGAUCAACGUUCUUUACCACGUUUAUUUCGUCAUAAGUCCGAAGAGCUUGGACAAGGAAAUCAAAUUGCAAAUACCGAUCGUACUGGCUACGUACCCGUUGAGGCCGGAGGGUGCACCAGCUGGUACGGCGCCGUCGAAGCGGGGCGCCCAUUAUCCGUCGACGUUACCUAUUUUCCGACCUUGGCUCGACGACAAGGCUUUCGAGAUACAAGAAUGAAAUAUGCAUUGACAUAUCUAUUAUAGACACAUCGAAUCAUUGUGAAUUAUGAAUGAUUAUCGAAUGAACAAAUGAUACCUUAAAAAGGUAUUAAUUUUCUAUGAUCAUAGACAUGUUAUCGCAGAGCGUACGCUUCUGAUUAUUCUGCCAAAAAUUUUCAUCGAUUCUUGUAUUACUAGCAAUAGUCGUGAAGAAUAUCGAAGAAUCGAUGGCGAUUUUUGGAAAUAUCGAAUUUGGUGCAAUUAUAUAUAGGUGUUCUAAGAGAUUUUCAUGUACACAUUAAAUUUUAUGAAUACUGACAAUACGCUAAUUCCGUCAAUUAUCUUCAGAGAAACAGAUGUAUAAAUUGUACAAUACUGUAUAAAUUAAUUGACAUUUAAAAGAGA
This is a messenger RNA of Linepithema humile (Argentine ant), 2250 nucleotides long. It is a transcript of the gene Vdup1, whose product is annotated as arrestin family protein Vdup1. Gene Ontology annotation, cellular component: cytoplasm. Gene Ontology annotation, biological process: protein transport. The record is from RefSeq and is a predicted model, not a curated record. NCBI's taxonomy places the organism in Eukaryota, Metazoa, Arthropoda, Insecta, Hymenoptera, Formicidae.